Molecule: messenger RNA, 3207 nt
Organism: Anopheles gambiae (African malaria mosquito)
Lineage: Eukaryota; Metazoa; Arthropoda; Insecta; Diptera; Culicidae
Product: glucose dehydrogenase [FAD, quinone]
Exons: 2
Coding region: 1106-2974 (622 amino acids)
Molecular function (GO): flavin adenine dinucleotide binding; oxidoreductase activity, acting on CH-OH group of donors
Source: RefSeq, a predicted model, not a curated record
AGGUGCACAAGGUGCAUUGCAAGCAGGUGAUCGUUGAAAGUGAGCAAGAGCAUCAACAAUUGUGCCGUGGAUUAUGCAUUUUAGUGACAAGUACAAGAUAUAAUGAGUAAUUACUCAAUAAGUUUAGUACAAGAUAUAAUGAGUAAUUAUGUGCUCCACAUAAGUGAUCUUCACAUUGUUAACCUGGUUAGACCAUUGGAUGUCCUUUCAAUUCUACUCUUCCUAACCCGCAUCAGCGUGACAUACAUCUGGCAAGGUCACGGUGUUAAACGUUGUCCAUUUUCUAAUGGCUAUUAUUAAAACACAAACUUCAACAACAUUGAGUUGAUGAAGUACUAAUUCCCCACAAUGUUGUCCGAAUAUCUCCCCGUUCAAAUGGCUCGUGAACCUGCAUGUCUGAGUUUGACAUCGACAACCCAUGUCGUGAAUGAUCUUCAGCAAUAAGAGCGUUGCUAAUUGUGAUUUGAUUCCGCGUGUGCUUGUUGUACAAAUCAAACGCUCAAAGUGUUGACGUUUGACCGAAUAAAAAACAAAGCCCCACACGGACGUGAUCCUCGAUUUACCACACCUCCAAACGCGCGCCAUAAGGCCAAUUUUAACUGCAUGUUAUGAGUGUUUUUUGAGCGUGCACUUGACAUGGCGGCGCCUUCGAGGGCGUUCGUUUCUUUGAUGGACACAGUUGGAAUUGUUUCCUUAUUGUCUUUCACAAUCCGCACAGCAGCUGUCGGUCAAUGUGAAACCCUCGCUCCCCCCCUCCGGGGUCUACAUUCCCACAAACGAGCGCAUCGAUCAUUCCAUCUCUGACGUUUGUGAGGGUUUUUCGCAAUUAUUUAGCGGGUUUUUGUUGUGCGCGCAAUGAUGCCCAGAUGGCAUAAGAAAAGACCUUCAGCGAUCUCAGAUUCUGAAUUCGUGCAUCCUCUCUCUUUCUUCUAACAUUCGAUUCGUUGAUGUUGAGAUGACAUUAGAAAAAAGGCUUUAAGGCAUCAAAACGACCGUCACCACCUGCACCUGCAUCACAUUCGCGAUCAUCUGCCUUGCAUUAAGAUAUCACUUCGAUCUUCUCGAUCUUCUCAUCCAACGGCACAACUAAUCAUUCCCACAGAAGAUGGUACGACGAACGGUUGGCACGCGCCUGCCAGUGCUGAUGGCGUUUUUGCUGACGGCUUCUCCUCCCACCGACGCGCAACAGUUCCCCGUCUUCGAGACGCUGUUCGAUGAGGUGAGCCUGCUGGUGCGCACCGGCCCGAACGCUUCCGUGCCAAUACCGGAGGCGAAGCGGAUCCGCGACGAGUACGAUUUCGUCGUGAUUGGGGCCGGCUCGGGCGGUUCGGUGAUGGCCAACCGGUUAAGCGAAGUGCGCGACUGGAGCGUCCUGCUGCUCGAGGUGGGCAAGGAGGAGAACCUGAUCUCGAACGUUCCCCUCACCGCAGGACUCACAACGGCCACGGGUUACAGCUGGGGCUACCGGUCCGAUCCGAUGCGCAAUGCUUGCCGAGGGCUAGAGCAGGGCGUCUGUUACUGGCCGAAAGGGCGUGGGUUAGGUGGGACGAGCCUCAUAAACUUCCUGCUGUACGGUCGCGGUCACCAGCGCGACUACGACGAUUGGGAGCGGGCGGGCAACUACGGCUGGGGCUACCGGGACGUCCGGAGGUACUUCGAGAAGGCGGAGCAGAUCAAGGGCCAGCCGUACAACCCGCACGGCUAUCUGCACAUCGAGGAAAGCUCGUUCGAAACGCCAAUGCUGGGCAGGUACAUCGAGGCCGGCAAGCGGUUCGGCUACCGGCACAUCGAUCCGAACGAUCCGGUCCAGCUCGGGUUCUACAAGGCGCAGGCCACGAUGGUGAACGGAGAGCGAUGCAGUGCGGCCCGGGCCUACCUCAAACCGGUCGCUGAUCGGCCCAACCUGGACAUAUCGACCCGCUCCUGGGCCACCCGGAUUUUGAUCGAUCCCGUCACGAAAACGGCAUUCGGCGUGGAGUUCACCAAGAACAAGCGCCUGCACACGGUGCGCGUGCGCAAGGAAGUGAUACUGGCGGCGGGCGCGAUCGCUUCACCCCAGCUGCUGAUGCUGUCCGGCGUGGGGCCGCGGGAGCAUCUGCAGCAGCUCGACAUACCCGUCGUGAAGGAUCUGCGCGUCGGGUACAAUCUGCAGGACCACCAGACACUGUCCGGGCUGGUGUUCACCGUCAACCAGCCGGUAACGAUACGGGAGCGGGACAUGCGCCGACCGGCCCCCCUCCUGAGCUAUCUGUUCGCCCGCCGCGGUCCAUUCACCGUGCCGGGCGGGGCCGAAGGUAUCGCGUUCGUGAAGACGAACAACUCGCGCUCCCCCGAGGACUACCCGGACGUGGAGCUGGUGCUCGGGACGGGUGCGGUCAACAACGAUGAGUCCGGUUCGCUCCGGCACACGUUCGGGAUGACGCGCGAAUUCUACGACCGCUCGUUUGGGUCGGCCCGGGGACAGCACGCGUUCGGCAUUGCGCCGGUACUGAUGCGGCCGAAAAGUCGGGGCCGGGUGUGGCUGAAGAGCCGCAACCCGUUCCACUGGCCCCACAUGGAGGGGAACUUUUUCGACCAUCCGGACGAUCUGGCGACGAUGGUGGAGGGCAUUAGGCUGGCGGUGCGCAUUGGCGAGUCGGACAGCUUCGCCUCGUACGGUGCGCGGCUGCUUGGGACCCCGUUCUAUGGGUGUGAGGCGCAUCCGUUCCGGUCGGACGACUACUGGCGCUGCUGCUUGCGGCAGGUCGGUGCCAGCAUUCAGCACCAGUCCGGUACGUGCAAGAUGGGCCCGGCCAGCGAUCCGGACGCGGUCGUCGAUCCGGAACUGCGCGUGCACGGCGUCGGCGGGUUGCGCGUGGUGGACGCCUCCAUCUUCCCGGUCAUACCGGCGGCCCACACGAACGGGGUCGUCAUCAUGGUGGGCGAGAAGGCGGCCGACAUGGUGAAGGACUACUGGAACAAUCACAUAACGUGAGGGAGGAGGGAGGGGGGGAGAUAUAUGCUCUUUGCCGUUGCAAGCGGCGCCAAUCAAACUAGUCACGAUGGGUUACAAGUUUAAUGUUAUGUUUGAGGGAAAUCAAUGGUACAAUUUAGCAUUAAAUUAAGAAAACAAGAAAAAAAUAAAUAAAGUUUAAAUUAAUAAUUAUAAAAAUAGUUGUGCUUUAAGUCAAAAUUUAUCAUUUUAUAAUUAUGCUGAAGCCAAACAAA